AUGACCAUGGCGAGCGUCGGUCUGACGUCGGCGCUGCUGGCAGCCAGCAUCGUUGGCUUCCAGUACGGUGUCUACGAGGACAUUCGCUUCCGCUUCCUUGAAGCGCGCGCCUUGAAGCUGGUCCAGUCUUCUACCUGGCGCGACAGCGUCUAUGUCUUCCCGCCCGGCUUUCGGCCCAUCUACGACUGCAAGGAACCGACGAUGGCUGUGACCUUCUUGUCGCCGUACGUACUGGGCUUGCCCCGUGGUACCUUGUCCGAUGCGCGGCUUCCGUUGCACUUUGCGAUCUACGAAGGUGACACGGUGGCGACGCAGCGCAUCGUUGCGUGGCGGCCCGACCUUUGCUCGUCCGAGGCCAUCGCCGACGCCUUCUACGAAGCCCACUUGAGAUCGCCUAAUAUCGCAUGGCCCUGGGUAUCUCAUCACCCUGCGGGUAUGGAUUGGACGCCGUACAAGGGUUUCAACAUGAGUUUUAACCAAAUUCCAGCGACGCUGGAAUUGUGA
This is a messenger RNA of Saprolegnia parasitica CBS 223.65, 504 nucleotides long. RefSeq lists its product as hypothetical. The record is from RefSeq and is a predicted model, not a curated record. The transcript has a single exon. NCBI's taxonomy places the organism in Eukaryota, Oomycota, Saprolegniomycetes, Saprolegniales, Saprolegniaceae. The coding region runs from base 1 to 504 and encodes 167 amino acids.